GUUCGACGCGUCUUGCCUUCACCCACAACCUAAAGCUAAAGCUCAAAGGCCGGAUACUUUGACGUCGCGUGCUUUUCCCUCUUUCAACGACUGUAUAUAUCUUGUUACCCACGGCCAAUGACUACGAACCAUGUCAAUAUCUAUACGCAGGUAGCGAGCAAAUGGUCUAACUCAUUCGCUCGCCUCAAUCGCGCCAAUGUUGGGAUACUGGGACUGCUUUCGUUCAGCGAAGCCUGGACAAUAGCAAGGGAGUUCAUGUAUCCCCGGGAUCUCUCAGAAUACUCGCAGUUGGGAACGCGAAGUUCCCGUGAUGUGAAACCGGCUUUGGAUGUUGUGGCUCAGUGUAAAAUGCUCACCGUUCUCCUGGAUGAUUUUGUCGAGGACAUGCGACAACAGCAGCACCUUAUCACUAGAGAUAUAGAACACUUCAUGGAACAAUAUGAGGCAACAUCAGACCCGCAAUACAUUGCAAAAAUGGUGCUUCGUCUCGUUGAAUGGUACAAAGCGUGGCUACCUCCAGCAGAUCUCGGGGCCACAGUAUAUUCUACUUACACCCUGCACUUCCAGACGCAUGUAUUCUCGGUUCUUCCACCAUCCUUUACUCGCGGCUUCAAGUCCCUUCUCAAUCUGACUUUCAACCUCGUACAUAUGGCUUCUGCCCCGGAGUGGAUGCUUACAUUGGUGCCAUCUACGCAGCCACCUCCAUCGCGAGUGGACCUUCCUCUGUGGGCUGCAUUCGAUAAACUCGGGCUACUCGAUCGGUACGAAUCGCUCGUCAGUAGCGUUUGCUAUGAAUAUAUCGAAGCACAUAUCCUCCAAACAUGUACAGGGAAAUGGGAUGAACCGAUGCUGGCGAACAUACGUUUGUGGAUGGCAGACAAUAUUGUGCCUUGGAUGAUCAUGCCGUAUGCUAGGGGCGCGAGAAGCGCCGAUGAGGCCAGAACUAUGUUGCAGGGUGUUGGUUCCAGACUCGACUUCCAUGUAUGCAAGACCCUCAGUGAAUUACGAACCCGAGAGAUCUUUGACAUAAUCAUUGAUUACCCAGACUCUUCAAGUGCAUUGCAGGACCUGAGGGAAUGUUUACAGCGUGUCGACCAACGCACACAGCUUGUCCAGACUUUACGGAGAGCCAACAACAAGCGUCUCUUACACCCAGGCGCAGACACGAAGGACAUCCUUACUCAGUAUGUCUCCAUCAUUCGAUGUCUUCGCAUUGUGGAUCCUCCAGGAGUGCUUUUGUAUAAGGUCGCAGACCCAAUUCGACGCUACCUAAGAGACCGACCAGACACCAUCCGAUGUAUCGUGGCUAGUCUUGUAGGGGAUGGCGAGAGUGGUGACUCGUUAGUUGACGAUAACGAACCUAUCCAGCCUUUGCAGCAGCAGCAAGAAGAGGACUACAGCGAUCCAAACUGGGAACCGGAACCCAUCGAUGCUGGGCCAGAAUUCCGAACGAACAAACCGAGUGAUAUCAUCAGCACCCUUGUCAGUAUCUACGAUUCCAAGGAGUUAUUUGUCAAAGAGCUACAAGUCUUGUUGGCACAACGACUUUUGGCUAUCACCGAUGGUAGCUACGAAAAGGAGCGUCGAAAUAUUGAAAUACUGAAGAUUCGUUUCGGCGAGGCAGCACUGCAAGUUUGCGAAGUCAUGUUAAGGGAUAUGACGGAUUCAAAACGCAUCGAUACACAUAUUCAAGCUCAGAAGAACUCGCCACUUCAUGCAACGAUUAUCUCCAAGCACUUCUGGCCUCCGCUGCAGUCGAGCAAGUUCAGCAUGCCUGGACAACUAAAGGAACUUCGGGAGAACUACGCAAAAGAAUUCCACUUGUUUAAGCCAGAUAAGAAGUUGGUCUGGUUGCCACACUUGGGUACCCUCAAGAUCGACAUAGAAUUGGAUGACAGAACCGUCUCUGCUGAAGUUCCACCCCUUGAAGCCGCUUUCAUAGAGCUCUUUUCGCAGAAAGAUAUAUGGACCGUUCAAGAGCUCAUUGAACAAGUUGGCAAAGUCGACCGUCCAGCAGUUCUCAAGGCCCUUGGAACCUGGAUAGACCUAGGUGUCCUGAAGGAGGAUAGGCAUGACCAAUAUAGGCUACUCAACACCGCCGAGGACGGUGAUUCAACUUCGAAAGCAGUAGCCCGACCAGCUAUGGUGGUGGAUGAGGAGCCACCAGUGACAGCGGUGCAACAACAGCAAGCGGAGCAGAUGAGAGUCUUUUGGAAGUUCAUUGAAGGCAUGCUCAGAAAUCUGGGCACCCUUAGUCUGGAUCGUAUCCAAAGUAUGCUCAAGUUUGCUCCUGGGUACGAUCGCAACAUCGAACAACUGGGGGCUUUCAUGGAAGCCGCUAGAAGAGAAGGUUUGGUGACGGUCAAGGAUGGAAUGUGGAAGCUUCAACGGUAGCUAGCGUAUAGGAUUAUUGUAUGCUACAUAUAUGCUUAGUUGUGUAACUACAUGUUACAUCGUUGUGAGGACGAAAAAGAAGACAGCGUCACAAUGGCCACCC
Messenger RNA from Somion occarium, 2497 nucleotides. Lineage: Eukaryota; Fungi; Basidiomycota; Agaricomycetes; Polyporales; Cerrenaceae. The record is from the annotation of a GenBank genome assembly.